AUGGAGGACUUCAAUCUGGCAAUCCAGGAUGCUGAAUUAUUUGAGGCUCAAGCAAAUGGCUUAACCUACUCAUGGUGGAAUAAUCAAGAUGCUAGUCCUGUCUCGAAGAAGAUUGAUCAUGUGCUGAUUAAUCAUCAUUGGGCAAAACAAUUUCCAGAUGCUUUUUGUGAGUUCUUGGAGCCGGAACAGUCGGAUCAUGCACCCUGCUUGUUCAAUAUGCCGUCACUGCAGAGAAGGGUGACCAAACCGUUCAAGUUCUUUCAUCAUACAAUGGAUCACCCGGAGUACUUGGAGACAGUUCGAGCAGGAUGGAAUUGCGAUAAUAUCCAAGGAUCACUGCAAUUCAAGUUUGCAAGAUCUCUGAAAUUGCUUAAGGGGUCUAUCAGGAGGUUAAAUACUAGGCAUUACAGUGGUAUUUCUCUCAGGGUCAAGGACCAAGCGGCUACUGCGGCUUCUCUUCAACGUCAACUUCUCACUAAUCAUGAUGCUGAUACUGCUGCUCUUGAACAUUUUGAAAGAGGGAAAUGGCAAAUGCUGUUUAAAGCAGAGACAAAGUUCUACCGUCAAAAAUCUCGGGUACAAUGGUAUAAGCUUGGUGAUAGAGACACCAUCUUUUACCACAUGUAUGUGGUUCAGAGAGCACCAAAGAAUCACAUACACUUUCUUAGAGAUGCCACAAAUCAGAUGAUUGGAACUGCUGAUGGGAUUAAGGCUCAUGUGGUUGAUUAUUUCACUGAUAUUUUGGGGAGCACUGAAUUACAGAUUUCUCCAAUCUCGGUGGAGCAACUGAAAAAAUUAAUGCUUUUUCGCUGCUCUGAAACGUAA
Messenger RNA from Brassica napus (rape), 825 nucleotides. RefSeq lists its product as uncharacterized. The transcript has a single exon. The record is from RefSeq and is a predicted model, not a curated record. Bases 1 to 825 code for a protein of 274 amino acids. Lineage: Eukaryota; Viridiplantae; Streptophyta; Magnoliopsida; Brassicales; Brassicaceae.